AAGGAGAGAGAGAACGCAGAGGGAGGGAGGCAGGGAGGGAGACCAAACCCCCGCUUUACUGCGUUGAAAGCUUCUGAAUUUCAAGCAGAAAGUAGAAGGAGCUCCAAAGGCAGUGAGCAUCUUUCCUUGGGCUGCGUGUGCCGAGCGUAGACAAUGAAAAUCUCCAUCCCCCUCCCCCAUUCCCACUAGGCUACAAGAUUCUUGUUUUCGUUCCUUCUCACCGGUGGAAAAUGUGUAAAAUCAAAGAUGUAGAGGUGUGUAGUGAUUUUUUCAAAAGCCAACUAACCCACCGCACGGGCUGCGACGCGGAUUACCCGAGCGCACGCCGGCUGGGCGCAUUCUGGGGUCUCUGCGCAAGACCAGCUCUCAGCUUUCUCUCCUUUCCUCGGACUCUGGAGCGGGAGCGGGCCUUUCCCUCGGGCCGACCACGCCGUAGGGGACGCCAUGAAAAGAGCCGUCGCGCCCGCUGCCUCCUGCCCGCUGCGCAGAGGGCUCCGCCCGUAGAGGUCAACUUCCCUCACCCUUUCCUCUCUCCUGCUCGCCCUCCCUCCGCCUGGCCCAGGCGCUUCCAGCCGCAGACUCUGGCCACAGGCUGAGGAGUGCGAGUCGGCUGCGCUGCCCUGAGCCGAAUCGCCCUUCCGGGCCCAGACCCGAGUUCCGCGCUCCCGGGCAGUGGGAAAGCUUUAGUGAGCAGCCUUUUCUCUCCGCAGCAAACUCGUAGCCAGACCAGAUGGGCCGCCCAGCUCUCUCGGGACUAGGCAGGUGCGGUUGAGUUAAUUUUUCCGCAUUACAAAGAAAGAUGACCCAGCCCGCCCUCGGACUCUUUUCCCAAAAUCUCCCAACCAAACCCGCGGUAACGUUAUCAGAGGACACAGAGACCAGGCAUAUCUGUGUGUUUAUCUUACAGGCACACAGGCAUGUUUGUUUUCUCUUUUAUGUGCUAGAUUUCAUCCCUGACAGCAGAAAAUGAUUGGCAACGAUUCUGACGGAGAACAUGCAAUGGCGUGGUCCUUAAAAACCUGCCAUUCCUUACAAGUGCCUUAGAAAGGAUUCAGGGCGGACCAACUGGGUUAAUUGCAUUCAGUAAGAUAACACUAUUACAAAAUUA
Molecule: messenger RNA, 1108 nt
Organism: Chlorocebus sabaeus (green monkey)
Lineage: Eukaryota; Metazoa; Chordata; Mammalia; Primates; Cercopithecidae
Source: RefSeq, a predicted model, not a curated record